This is a messenger RNA of Histoplasma capsulatum G186AR, 486 nucleotides long. RefSeq names its product uracil phosphoribosyltransferase. Bases 85 to 486 code for a protein of 133 amino acids. The transcript has 3 exons. The record is from RefSeq and is a predicted model, not a curated record. NCBI's taxonomy places the organism in Eukaryota, Fungi, Ascomycota, Eurotiomycetes, Onygenales, Ajellomycetaceae.
GUUGUUGAGCAGUCAGUAACCACCCCAGUUGGUCGGUCAUAUCUUGGAGUCAGAUUCCAGGGGAAAAUAUGCGGUGUGUCCAUUAUGAGAGCAGGAGAAGCUAUGGAACAAGGUUUGCGUGAUUGUUGCAGAUCCGUUCGCAUUGGCAAGAUCUUGAUACAAAGAGACGACGAUACAUGGCAACCUAAGCUUUUCUAUGAGAAACUUCCCAAGGACAUCGCAAACAGAUGGGUGUUACUUCUGGACCCAAUGUUUGCAACUGGGGGCUCGGCCACGAUGGCGGUUGAUGUAUUGAAAUCAAAAGGUGUACCUGAAGAUCGAAUCCUUUUCCUAAAUCUCAUCGCAAGUCCUUCGGGGGUUGCCGACUUUGCUCAGAAGUACCCUAAACUACGAGUAGUCACCGCAUUUAUCGACCAAGGGCUCGAUGAAAAGAAGUAUAUUAUUCCGGGGCUCGGUGACUUCGGCGACCGAUACUACACAUUGUAG